AUGGGAUUGUAUACGGAUUCCCGUCUUUUUGUGGAGGUUGCUCAUGGCAAAGGAAGCGGGCGCAUGCCACCUAUCGUCGUUGACAUCGGCGACGCGGGGUCAAUGAGCGGGAGAUGGCACUCCUUGGUCAUUUCACAUAGGCGAUCCAGCACAAUGCUGUUCAACAAAGAUCACUUGGAGGUUUUCCUCGACGAAGAGCUAUUGUUUACCUCCUCCGUGCCUUACCCGCGGCAUGUAUCGGAGCCCGUUGCUCACUGCAGCAUUGGAUGGGAUUUAGAUGGCCAAAUGUCGGGGGUGCUGCUACUAUCAGCGGUGGCGGACCAAAAGAUUGUGAAGUCCAUGCUUAGCCGAUUGGCAGGACGGAUAGACGACAUGAAGCAGGAUGCUGAUGCAUGUGCAAGCACUCCUCCAGAUCUGGAUCUUUGGGACGAUACCUCCACCGUCUCUGCUCAGCAACGCCUCAAACGAAGACUCCUUGGCUCGAAGUACAGAGUUUUCGCAGCUCUUUUGCCAGAUCGUACCAUCAAUGGACUAUGCCUGGAGCCGCACAACGGGCAACACGCGCUGUUACGGGGUGAUACUACCCACGUGUGGAUAACACACCAUGCGCAAGACGUCGUCAAAAGCAUUGGCGGGACGCUCACUGUCCUCUCGUUGGCCCAUGAGCUGCUGUCGGAUACUCCGCAAGGGCCACCGGCAACACCAACCCCCAACCCCGCGACAGGGCAGAAUGUGGAUACUGUGCUGUCGGUUCUGCUCAGCUUUCUCGACGGAAAUAUCGCGAAUCAGGGUGAUUUCUUUUUUGCCGGAGGCGUGGAGAUCCUGGAGCUCCUUCUCCAGUCUGCCGCAAAGAAAUAUUUUGCGCAGGCGGGGGCUCAUACCGUCCUUGUCCUGGAGAGAAUAUUCUGGGCGUGUCGGUCGCAUCAACUAUCUGUCUACAUUCAGCAAGCCUUGCCGGGUCUAGCCGAAGACGCGUAUCGACCUCGGGCGGGGAUGUAUUCCCUGGACAACCAGAUUCUGGUUUAUCUUCUGUCUAACUUUUCUUUAUGGGCACGGGCUCCUCCUGAGUUCCAAUUCGGUUUGGUGACAAGCGUGCUGGAUAUGGUUCGUGGUGCACCGGAGAUGUUUCGGCAACUGUUGCCGUUAGAAAGCGUGCUCACAAGCAUUCAUGUUUGCUGCCCAGACCAGAUUGCAGCUGAAACCGGACGGCCGCCUGAAGAGGACAGAAACAGCGUAUCUGGGUUCUUGGGUAGUGAAACAACAAGCGAGAGCUCAGCUGACGUUUCUGACACGAACAGCACUACAGACCGGGAGUGGAGCAGCAUGCUUCGGAGGGAAAGGACUCACAUGCGUGGUUUCCUUUGGGAGUUUGUGCUGUUGCUGCUCGAGCGAGAAGUUCGUCAACAAGAUGGAGAAGCUCUAGUUCAUUUUAUCGCAAGCUGCGACGACACACGACUGGUGUGUGAACUUAUGCAAAUGCUAGGUUCGCUGAUGCGCAAGUCUGUGCCUCCCAGUGGGUUAUUUUGGGCUCUGGAGAUGGCGUCGCUUGCCGAGGGAGGAGGAGGCGGGAAUGGAUGGCGAACACCAAAAACGGCUCGCACACAAAGUCCGCCGCGUACAGGCUUUGUACCACUCGUCCUCGAGCGCUGUGUCUUGGUCAACGGGACAUCAGAAGAGUUACGUGGUGCCGGACUACUCGUCUCCAAUGUCUUUAUGGCACGAUCUUCGAAAGUUAACGGGUUGGAUGCCUCAGUACCUGGAGGCGAAGGCAUGAGCUCGAAAGUGUCUUCGGUGUUCCCCAUUCUGUCCGAGGGACUGAUGCGACAUCGACAUAGUUUAGGGGACGAGCAUGACGUGCCAUGGUCUGGUCAAGGCCAUGUUGUUGGGAUCGUGAACGCCAACUCCCGCUUUGGACAGCACGGCAGCAGCGACCUAGAGAUGAAGGAGAGUUCAUCACCAGGGGGAGCAAGUACCGAAGACGGCGAGCUCGCGCGCGGCGUUUGGUGGGACUACGACUUGCGGGAUGCAGAUGUUCGCGGAGGGAAAGACCACGUGCUUGAUGAUACGCAGCUCAUUCGGAACGUUCUUCCACUCGCUCUUAUUCUUCAGCAUCUACCGACAAUGGCGAGCUCUGUACAGGAGCGGUCUCAUGGAGAUCUGCUCCUGAUGCUCAAACUCAACAGGGCAAACCGUGAGAAGGUGAUGGAGCUUUCUUCUGUGAACAGGGGGAAAUUCUGGGGUAUCUGGGAGCGCUGCAUGUUCCUCAUGAUGGCGCCACUCUUUUCAAGAAGAAGAGCGGCAGAUGACCGCGCAGGAUUGGACAGAGAAGAUGAGGACGUCCGAAAUGAGGAGCGAACAGGGGAUUACUUGAUGGUGCUCCGGCUCUACGCCAUUCUUCUGGAACAUGCGAUUUCCUUCGAUGAGGACGGGUACAAGGAGAUCGCAGUAGCCUCCAGUCUUCAGCAUUUGAUUCCUCACGGGCGCAAGGCUGUUCGAGUUCUUCUGGCGCAGCUGGCAUUUGAGGUCGACGACACUCUGAGGCAGAAGGCGCUCAAGACUAGGGCGCUGCGCGAAGUCGAGACAGACUGCCGCCUGCUCGCUUCUCGGCGACGGUUUAAGUGCUGCCUGCAGACUCUCUCUGCCGCUUGGUCACCUUGGGCAGCAGGAGACCACAAGCAUGGGAGCCACAACCCGCUUGGAUGGGAGGUGUCGUCUCACAAAGACCAACUCAUGCGCCAGAUGCUGCUGGUUCCUAUUGACGAAGACGUGAGCCACAAGGAUGCGGCAUACGCAGGGAUGACACCGAGCUCGGGGGAUCCAUCUCAGCUGCUUACAUCCGACGAUGAUGUACAUCAGGACGCUCGAUUGGUGUCUAGUUUAAAGCCUAGCGCAUCCCUUCUCUCUGGAGGAAGUUUCGGCUUUGUCGAUGACGACGAAGAGGAAACUGACGGAGAGGUGGAACCGUACGACCGACCUCCUGCCGACUCCUUUGGCCUUGGGGGUACUGGUACGGAAGAAGACCCUGACCCUGCAGAGUGGCAAGAUGUUUCUCACCUGAGUGCCUCACAGGCAGAGGUCGAAGCAGCGUCCCAGUCGGCUGCGAAUCACCUCGAAUGGCAAGACAUACAGCCAUCCGGGAGGGUGCAGCGCUUGUGCGGCCAAUGGCGAGCCACCAACGUGCUGCGGCAAGGGUCACUGCCAGGCGUGUUGUACUUGUUCGAAGAGAGCCUGGUGUUCAACUGCCAGCCCAAUGAGAGCGAGGGGGGCGAAGAGGCGACGGCGGCUUGGCUGACUCAACAUGUUGGGCAAUCCUGGCGCUGGCGGUUAGAACGACUGACGCAGGUACACCUUCGGCGGUUCUUGCUCAGUCCGCAGGCUGUUGAGCUGUUUUGGGCGGACUCUCCGGAAGUGUUCCUUGCUUUCGAAGAUACCAAUGAGCGCCAAGCGUUCACCAGGCACUUGCGCAAGCGAAGGCUGCCCAUGUUGCCAGUUAUGACACGACAGGGAAUUCUCCACCCGAGGAAGGUGCUCAAGGCCAGCAAGAUCACAGAGCUUUGGCGGCGACGUCAGAUCUCUAACUUCCAGUACAUCAUGGAGCUCAACGUGAUCGCAGGGCGCUCCUACAACGACAUAUCCCAGUAUCCAGUGUUUCCUUGGGUGCUUGCAGACUACACGUCAACCGAGCUAGAUCUCAACAAUCCGGCGUCGUUCAGAGACUUGAGCAAACCAAUGGGGGCACAGAACGAGCGACGGAGGCAACUUUUCUUGGAAAGAUACGCUUCCUUCGAGGAUGAGACAGUGCCGAAAUUCAUGUACGGCACCCACUACAGCAGCGCUGGCGUCGUUCUGCACUAUCUCGUGCGUCAGGAGCCGUUCACCACUCUGCAUAUCAAUCUGCAGGGCGGGCGUUUCGACUGCCCCGACCGUCUGUUCGCGGACCUGGGCCAAAGCUGGAAAGGGUGUACUGACGAGAGUACGAUGUCAGACGUGAAGGAACUCACUCCGGAGUUUUUCUACUGCCCUGAAAUAUUUCUGAAUGCGAACAAGCUUCCGCUUGGCGAGAUGCAGGGCGAAAAGGGUGCUGUGGAUGAUGUGGAGUUGCCUCCAUGGGCAAAGGACGCAUUUGACUUCGUGCGCAUUCACCGUCUCGCACUUGAGUCAGAGCAAGUCUCACGGAAUCUUCAUCGCUGGAUUGACCUAGUUUUCGGCUAUCAGCAACGUGGAGAUCAGGCUGUCAAAGCAGCCAACGUCUUUUACUACCUGACCUACGAGGGUGCGGUCGACCUCUCUCUGGUGAAUGACGAUCGUCAGAGGGAAGCCAUGGAGGCGCAAAUUCGCCACUUCGGGCAGACUCCUAGCCAGGUGUUGAAGGAGCCACACCCCAUCAGAUUGCCACCAGAGGAGUGCGUGCUACCCAUUUUCAGCCCAACGUCUACCCUGGCUAGCCUGAGGGUGUUUUCUGCUGGGAAUAGGCCGCACGACCCUGGCCGCGGCGGGGCGCUGCUAGUGUACUGCACAAAGGACCGUCUGGUGUCGGUGGAUGCUGCACUCCGGGUCACCACUUGGACAUGGAGUGGAGUCCCGGACGGUUUCGGGCUACCCUUCACGCUGGGCACGUCCGUAGAAACUUCUGUAUCGUCUCGUUCAUUACACAUGAGCAACGUUUUAGCCCAACAAUCCGCGCCGAGUGGCCCGGUACUGGUCGCUCCUGGUAGGGGUCGCGGGGAGAUCACCUGCGCCUCGACGAAGGGGCCGGCGACCUCUUUCGGGUGGAACGCGGCCCCAUGGAAUUCAGUGGCUGGUGCAUCGGCGAGUGGGCGGGGGGCAGGAACACCAGACGUACCUGCACGGGCUAUCGGUCGCGUGCACUCAUGUUUCGGCCUGUGCACAGCUUUUCAUGGGGGCUUGGAGUCAAUUCUUUCAUGUGGGUACUGGGACAAUGGUGUUCGACUGCAUCGUGUCAACUCCGGCGGCAAGUUGCCCUUGGAUGGUUCAGAAACGGGAGGGCAUUACGGUGCAAUAACUUGCUUAGCGAUUGCACAGGAGAGCUCGCUGCUGGUCACGGGGGGACAGGAUGCCACCUGCCGAGUGUGGGUGGUGGGCAACGCCCCGAUGGCGUCCGCUCUGGGUGGGACCAGCGCUUGUGGUGUCAUCCCAAAGAAGGGGACAUCGAGCAAAAACUCCAUGGUAUGCGUGCACGUACUUUACGGGCACGAAGCCCCGAUCACGUGCCUGGCAGUCUCGGAGGACCUGGAUACCGUUGUGUCGGGGGCGAGCGAUGGUCGGAUAGUGCUGCACUGCUUGAAGAACGGCUGCUACGUACGACAGUACCGUUGCGGUACGGGCUCGGCAACUGCUACGGACGCUGCUGAAGCCAGUACUCCGGAAGCCAGCCAACUGGCAUUUUCCCGCCACGGCGAUGUAGUCGUGCACAGCUGGACUGACCGUUCUCUUCAUCGAUAUAGCCUCAACGGGACCAGACUGGCGACUGCCGUGGCUCCUACGACGAUAAACUGUCUCUUGACAGCAGGAGGGGGGGAAUACUUGUUGGCGGGGGGGCAAGACGGCCUGAUUCGAGUGCACACCCUCCACGAUCUGUGUGUGUUGCACACGAUCGACUUGCAGCAGCAUGGCGGAGUUACUUGCAUGCGGAUGUCUCCGGACCACGAGUACCUACUGGCAGGCUCUCAGGACGGAGAGGUAUCAAUCAUAACUGACGCAAGAAAGCGAAUGCGUAUGCUUGACCUCGCUUUGCGCAGAGCAUUUGUGGGCUAAGUGUAUUCGUGUUGAAUCG
Messenger RNA from Ectocarpus siliculosus, 5794 nucleotides. The record is from the annotation of a GenBank genome assembly. NCBI's taxonomy places the organism in Eukaryota, Phaeophyceae, Ectocarpales, Ectocarpaceae.